GCUGCUCUCCGGUGCCGCGACGCCCAAGGGACGAGGCGGAAGUAGGGCGGCCACCCCGGAGACCGAGGACGCUGGGUCUGCGGUCGCGGGGCGCCGACGAGGGGCGCGGGGCUCAGGAAGAGCGCGUACGCGACGAUAGGCCCCGGGGGAGGAGGCAGGGCAAGGCCAGGCGAGGGGGCCGUGGUCGGAGCAUCUAGCCUGAAAGAUGCACAAGAGGAAGGGAACCCCGGGACCCCCGGGCCGAGGCGCCGCCGCCGCCCGCCAGCUGGGCCUGCUGGUUGAUCUCUCCCCAGAUGGUCUGAUGAUCCCUGAGGAUGGAGUUAACAAUGAGGAACUGGAGGCUGAGUUCUUGGCUUUGGUUGGGGGCCCACCCCAAGCCCUGGAGAAGCUCAAAGGCAAAGGUCCCCUGCCCAUGGAGGCCAUUGAGAAGAUGGCCAGCUUGUGCAUGAGAGACCCGGAUGAGGAGGAGGGCACAGACGAUGAGGAUGUGGAGGCUGAUAAUGACCUGCUUGCAGAACUAAAUGAGGUCCUUGGGGAGGAGCAGAAGACUUUGGAGUCCCACCCUCCUGUGGCCCAGCCGAAAGCCACAGCCCCCAGCCCAGGGUUGGAGGCCACCUUGCAGGAGAGGCUGGCCCUCUACCAGACAGCAGUCGAAAGUGCUAGGCAAGCUGGAGACAGCGCCAAGAUGCGGCGCUACGACCGGGGACUUAAGACACUGGAAAACCUGUUGACCUCCGUCCGGAAGGGCAAUGCCAUCGACGAAGAGGACAUCCCACCACCAGUUGCUGUGGGGAAGGGCCCAAUGGCCACAUCCAGCCACGCUCCUGCACCCACCCUGCCAGCUUCUGUGAACCCGCCAGCCCCAGAACCCAGAGUCACAGUAGAGGGUCCUCCUCCCACUGCCCCAGCUUCGUCACUGGGCCUGGCUAAACCCCAGCUGCCCCCAGGUCCCUGCAGCACUGGCCCCCUGGCUCAGUUGCAGAGCCGCCAGCGCGAGUACAAGCUGGCUGCCCUCCAUGCCAAGCAGCAGGGGGAUACUGCCGCCGCCGCCAGGCUCUUCCGUGUGGCCAAGAGCUUUGACGCUGUUUUGGAGGCCCUGAGCCGGGGGGAGCCUGUCGACCUAUCCCGCUUGCCCCCUCCCCCUGACCAGCUGCCCCCAGACCCGCCAUCACCACCACUGCAGCCUCUGACUCCCACUACGGUGCCAUCCACACCAGGCCCAGAGGUUCCCCCACCCCCAAGGACUCUCUUGGAGGCAUUGGAGCAGAGGAUGGAGCGCUACCACGUGGCCGCAGCCCAGGCUAAGACCAAGGGGGACCAGCGGAAGGCUCGCAUGCAUGAGCGCAUUGUCAAGCAAUACCAAGAUGCCAUUCGGGCCCACAAGGCUGGCCGAGCUGUGGACGUGGCUGAGCUGCCUGUGCCCCCAGGCUUUCCCCCUAUCCAGGGCCUAGAGGCCUCCGAGUCCACCCAGCCGAGCCUGGUGGGGGUCCUGGAGACCGCCAUGAAGCUGGCCAACCAGGAUGAAGGCCCAGAGGAUGAAGAGGAUGAGGAGCCUAAGAAGCAGCUCAACAGCCCUGCAGCCCCCACAGCCCAGCCCAAGGCCCCACCCUCAAAGGCACCCCAGCCAGGAUCCACUUCAGCAACCAAAGCAGCCCCCAAAGGUACAUCCACCAGAGCCCAGCAGCAGCUGGCCUUCCUGGAGAGCCGGAAGAAGCAGCUCUUGCAGGCCGCGUUGCGAGCUAAGCAGAAGAACGAUGUGGAGGGUGCCAAGAUGCACUUGCGCCAGGCCAAGGGGCUGGAUCCCAUGCUGGAGGCCUCACGCAAUGGGCUGCCUGUGGAUAUUACCAAGGUGCCGCCUGCCCCUGUCAACAAGGAUGACUUUGCCUUGGUCCAGCGGCCUGGCCCUGGUCUGUCUCAGGAGUCAGCCCGGCGCUAUGGUGAACUCACCAAGCUCCUAAGGCAGCAGCAUGAGAUGUGCCUGAAUCACUCUAACCAGUUCACCCACCUGGGCAACAUUGCAGAAACAAGCAAAUUUGAGAAACUGGCAGAGGACUGUAAGCGGAGCAUGGAGACCCUGAAGCAGGCCUUUGCCCGGGGUCUCCCCACUCCUAGUGCCCGCUUUGAACAGAGAACCUUCAGCGUCAUCAAGAUCUUCCCGGACCUCAGCAGCAAUGACAUGCUCCUGUUCGUUGUGAAGGGCAUCAACUUGCCCACGCCUCCAGGGCUCUCCCCUGGCGAUCUGGAUGUCUUCGUUCGGUUCGAUUUCCCCUAUCCCAACGUGGAAGAAGCUCAGAAAGACAAGACCAGUGUGAUCAAGAACACAGACUCUCCUGAGUUCAAGGAGCAGUUCAAACUCUGCAUCAACCGCAGCCACCGAGGCUUUCGAAGGGCAAUACAGACCAAAGGCAUCAAGUUCGAAGUGGUCCAUAAAGGUGGGCUGUUCAAGACCGACCGGGUCCUGGGUACAGCCCAGCUGAAGCUGGAUGCCCUGGAGACAGCAUGUGAGGUCCGGGAGAUCCUUGAGGUCCUGGAUGGUCGCCGGCCCACAGGAGGACGGCUGGAGGUGAUGGUCCGGAUUCGAGAGCCACUGACGGCCCAGCAAUUGGAGACAAUAACUGAGAGGUGGCUGGUCGUCGAUCCCGUGCCAGCAGCUGUGCCCCCACAGGUUGCUGGGCCCAAAGGGAAGGCCCCUCCCAUUCCUGCCCCUACGAGGGAGCCAGCAAACAGAUCUGCCCGGCCCCUGCAUAGUCUCAGCGUGCUGGCCUUUGACCAAGAGCGUCUGGAGCGGAAGAUCCUGGCCUUCAGGCAGGCACGGCGGCCAGUGCCCCCAGAGGUGGCCCAGCAGUACCAGGAUAUCAUGUAUCGCAGCCAGUGGCAGAGGGCACAGCUGGAGCAGGGGGGCCCAGGCAUCCGGCGGGAAUACAUGGCCCAUCUGGAACGUCAGCUGCAAUUCUACACAGAGGCUGCCCGGCGCCUUGGCAAUGAAGGCAGCAGGGAACCCGCCAAGGAGGCACUCUACAGGCGGAACCUGGUCGAGAAUGAGCUACAGCGGCUCCGUAGGUGAGGGGCCGACGGCGCUGGCAGCCCCUGGAAAUGGGGGCGCAGGCUCAAGGCCCCGGUGCUGGGAGAGCUGACACUGCCACGGCCUCAGACCAGACAAGCGGACAAUCAGCGGACAAUCAGCUCUGGAUGGACUCGUCCCCUGCUGGGCCCACCCAGCCCUGGCAGGGGGCA
Messenger RNA from Pteronotus mesoamericanus, 3234 nucleotides. It is a transcript of the gene CC2D1A, whose product is annotated as coiled-coil and C2 domain containing 1A. The record is from RefSeq and is a predicted model, not a curated record. Gene Ontology annotation, biological process: regulation of transcription by RNA polymerase II. The coding region runs from base 206 to 3064 and encodes 952 amino acids. Gene Ontology annotation, molecular function: RNA polymerase II cis-regulatory region sequence-specific DNA binding; DNA-binding transcription repressor activity, RNA polymerase II-specific. Gene Ontology annotation, cellular component: nucleus. The transcript is spliced from 29 exons. Lineage: Eukaryota; Metazoa; Chordata; Mammalia; Chiroptera; Mormoopidae.